Manihot esculenta (cassava) is the source of this 969-nucleotide messenger RNA. Its product is annotated as coatomer subunit zeta-1. Gene Ontology annotation, cellular component: COPI vesicle coat. The transcript has 6 exons. The record is from RefSeq and is a predicted model, not a curated record. Bases 122 to 673 code for a protein of 183 amino acids. Gene Ontology annotation, biological process: retrograde vesicle-mediated transport, Golgi to endoplasmic reticulum; intracellular protein transport; intra-Golgi vesicle-mediated transport. NCBI's taxonomy places the organism in Eukaryota, Viridiplantae, Streptophyta, Magnoliopsida, Malpighiales, Euphorbiaceae.
UGAAUAUUAAAAAAUAAGGUUUAAAUAAAAUUGGGCGAGGCCAACAGCUCUCUCUACAGAACGAACUUUUUCAUAGCUCCUAGUGGAAUCGAAGUCCCUCUGCAACUAACCAAUUCUCCCCAUGGCGUUCUCUGGCUCUCGUGAUGCUUGCCCCAUGGUAAAGAACAUUCUUCUUCUAGACUCUGAAGGGAAGCGUGUGGCUGUCAAAUACUACUCAGAUGAUUGGCCAACCAAUAAUGCAAAGUUAGCUUUUGAAAAAUCAUUGUUUACCAAGACUAUGAAGUCAAAUGCCCGGACAGAAGCGGAGAUCACAAUGUUCGACAACUACAUUGUUGUCUAUAAAUUUGUUCAAGACCUCCACUUCUUUGUGACUGGAGGUGAUGAUGAAAACGAACUCAUCUUAGCUUCUGUUCUUCAAGGCUUCUUUGAUUCGGUUUCUCUUCUAUUGAGGAGUACUGUUGACAAAAGGGAGGCACUUGAGAACUUGGAUCUCAUCUUUUUAUGCCUCGAUGAGAUUGUUGAAAAAGGGAUGAUUCUGGAAACAGAUGCCAAUGUUAUUGCAGGAAAGGUGGCAGUAAAUAGCAUGGAUCCUGGUGCACCUUUGUCUGAACAGACAAUAAGCCAAGCACUGGCUACAGCACGUGAACAUUUGACAAGAACACUCUUUCAGUAAGGCUGCCAUGGGGGGACGGAGAAAAUGGCUUGGAUUUCAUGCUUUAGCAAUUUUUUGUUUUCAGUAUGUUGUCAUGUAGCAAUUGAUCUUCAUCAUUGAGCUUAAAAUUAGUUGAGGAUAAUACCAUUUGGGCUUGUUAUGGUUUACCCAAUCAAUAACAUCUUUUUUUGCUUGUCUUCAACCGUUGUUUUGCCUCAGGCCUGUGGUGUAGACCUGGCCUCCAGUUUGGUUUUGGUUAACAUUGGCAGUUCUGGUUCAAAGAUUGAUGGGAUAAAAUGGUUCCCUGGUUCGAUUCA